This is a messenger RNA of Esox lucius (northern pike), 1330 nucleotides long. RefSeq names its product Rab interacting lysosomal protein-like 2 (gene rilpl2). Gene Ontology annotation, cellular component: ciliary basal body; cytoplasm. Lineage: Eukaryota; Metazoa; Chordata; Actinopteri; Esociformes; Esocidae. Gene Ontology annotation, biological process: cilium assembly. Gene Ontology annotation, molecular function: protein dimerization activity. The record is from RefSeq and is marked provisional.
GUUACUGACUUGCUUGAAGUAGUGAAUCACUCAUGCAAGUAUAUGUAUUAUUGUUCAUACGUGUUUUGUAACCUGUGUUGUAACCAACCGCGAUUUAAGAACUCGGUCUCGCCGAUUGAAAAAAAGUUUCAACUAAAUUUGAGAUUUCUUUGGAACACAAAAAUGGAGGAGUUGAGCGAGUGCUCACCCGCUCUGGCUUUCGAGAAGGACGCAUUUGAGUUGACAGUGGAAGAUGUUUAUGACAUUUCAUACGUGAUAGGCAGAGACUUGCUGAAAAUAAGUAAUACAGGAGAGGUUUCCGAUUUGCAAUUUAAAAUUGUCCGGGUUUUGGAGAUGUUUGAAACCUUAGUGAAUAAGUACAACCUGUCGCUGGAAGAGUUGAAAAUGGAACGAGACAACUUAAAAAGUGAGCUUGAUCGAAUCGUAAGAGAAAGUUCUGCCGGACAGGAAGCACAAACACUAGGACCAAACAAAUUGGUGGUGGAUCUGAAAGAUCCCAACAGACCUCGCUUCACAAUGCAGGAGCUGAAGGAGGUUCUUCAGGAGAGAAACCAGCUCAAGGCCCAACUACUGGUGGCACAAGAAGAGUUGCAGCUCUACAAGAGUGGGAUGCUGCCACAGGGCGAGCAAGCCAUGGUAGAGGUUGACCUGGAAUCGCCAUCCCCUUCGGAAUGCAUUCCUGAAUCAACAGAUGAGACUAAGGAUGAACCGAAAGGAGAAAAAAACACUAUCAGAAAGCUGUUUUCUUUCAGACGGAAAUAAGGACAACUUCUGAGCGAACAUGGACAUAGACCUAAGGCAGUAACAAUAUUAACGAUAAAUCAACCAAAAAUUUUCUCUGUAUGCUUUGUAUUAGGAUUAUUUUUUAAUCCUGGAAAUGGACAUUUUUAACUCUGGAAUAGUUUCCGCUUAUGUGUCGGUGUCUUUUUUAAUCUCUAUUUGUGCCCUUUUUUCAUAUUAAUGCACUUUUAAGUUGAAUAACACAUUGUACAGAAACACCAAACUAAUGUCUCCUUGAACCUUGUAAGUUAACUGUGGUAGUUACAUUCAUUUUUGGCUAAACAUUGUGCCACAUUAUGUUGAAACAAUGGUUACAUGCAACAUUGCAAGACACCCAGGAACGCUUGCAUGGAAGACCUCAACAGCUCCUCAUUCAUGCUAUUUAUGAAAUUUCAUGUAUGAAACAAGUGGUAUUGGUGACAUAGUACACCAUUUCUAUGGACCUAUUUUGGCUCAAUAGAGCCACCUUUUUUAAACCAUCUGUAAGUAGCUGAAACUGUCAUUACUACAACAUGAAUGAAAAACUAUUUUAUUAAAAACUAAUGAAAGA